This is a messenger RNA of Gracilinanus agilis (Agile Gracile Mouse Opossum), 582 nucleotides long. It is a transcript of the gene KCNK18, whose product is annotated as potassium two pore domain channel subfamily K member 18. Lineage: Eukaryota; Metazoa; Chordata; Mammalia; Didelphimorphia; Didelphidae. Gene Ontology annotation, cellular component: membrane. Gene Ontology annotation, molecular function: potassium ion leak channel activity. Gene Ontology annotation, biological process: potassium ion transmembrane transport; stabilization of membrane potential. The record is from RefSeq and is a predicted model, not a curated record.
AUGCACUCGGCAGGAGAAAUUGGAGCCUUUUUCUUUACUUCUGCAUAUUUGGUGUGUAGAUUGGCUUCCAACUUGCCUUCUACAAUGACUGUCCCACUGAGGACUUGGAAAAUAUGUAUGCCAUAUGCAUUCUUUGGGAUACUUUUAGUGUUCUUGAUUUUGACAGCCACUGAUGACUUCCUGGCAGCCCUCAUUAAGAAAGGAACACUUCAGCCUGAGAAACCAAUACAAGUUCAUUACAAAAACUUGAGAGAUGUAGGAAGACAUUUUGAAAACUCUGAUGUUCCCAUUUUUCUAGUAGUCUCCACUGUGUUUGCUUACAUCUCCUUUGGAGCAGUAAUUCUACCAGUUUAGGAAACUAAAUUGAACUUUGAAACUGCACUUUAUGUUUGUUUUGUAUUAUUUAUCACAAUUGGGUUUGGUGCUAUCUAGUUGGAUUAUAUUGCUUUGUUCCUCCUUUGCUCCAGUUAGACUGGCACUGGCACUGAAAUUGUCUUCAUUUCUUUCAUACUGCUCCAGAAAAGAUCGUUCGAAGCUUACCAAAUUAUCAUAUUGACUAUCACACAGUGGAAAAUGCACUAG